UCUUCGUUGUGGUGCGCGGGCUCCUCAUUGCGGUGGCUUCUCUUGCUGUGGAGCAUGGGCUCCAGGCGCGCAGGCUUCACUAGUUGUGGUCUAUGGGCUCAGUAGUUGUGGCUUUCGGGCUGUAUAGCGCAGGCUUGGUAGUUGUGGCACACGGGCUUAGUUGCUCCGUGGCAUGUGGGAUCUUCCAGGACCAGGGAUUGAAUCCAUGUCCCCUGCAUUGGCAGGCAGAUUCUUAACCACUGAGCCACCAGGGAACUCCCAAGGACAGUGUUUCUUAAAGAGUGAUCCAUGAUCAAUCCUGGAGGGUCGGUAAAAGCUGCAGAUUCCAAAGACCGGAGUGAUUCAGGAUUUCUGGGGGUUAGGCCAGGAAAGCAUUUGUACAGCAUGCUCCCCUGAUGAUCUAGGCAUAAUAGUUUGAAAUUCACUGCAACUUCACCAAUUCCGUUUGCAAUUUUUUUUUUUUUUUUUUUUUUUUUUUUUUAAGGAAAAAGGUGCGCCAAGAAUAUAAGAGGGAAAAAAUGGGAGCGGUGGGGAGUGAGUCGUUCAAAGCUCUAUCCAGGAACCUGGCAGCGCUGGUACUGUUGGCCUAGCUCGGCCAAGUAGGAACACUUGGGAGAGAACAGAAAUAAGUCUGGGACGUCCCACGAGACCGUUAAAAGGUCGGGAGUCAACGGUCGAGGCCACGGCCCUCGGGGCCGCCAGGUCACAGGAAGUGCAGGACAAGCCCUGAGCAGCAAAGCAGACCCAGAUGCCCCGCGGCUCCCGGGAGCGGUAGGGAGUCAGGCAGCUCCUCCACUUCCGUUACCAUUGGCAACGGCGGCCUCCCCAAAAGUUGGCGUGGCACGAAAAGGAGGGGCUUCCCGGCUCUGGGAGCAAAUGCGCAUGCGGUUGUCGGCCGGUCACAAGGCACUUCCUGUCGCGUGAUCUUGCGGACCAAUAAAAGUGUAUAAUUCCAGGGUCACGUGCGUCGGUUGCCUUUAGCAACCGGAGGCUUCUAAACAACCCGCCCUCCCUCCGAGUCCUCUGCGGUCCAAGUUCUCGUGGAGACGCCGGGCCUGGCGAAGCUACGCCCGGCCUCUCCCGCUUUUCCAGACCGCUGACUCCUGUACGCCGUCAUGGCAGAGUUGGGUCUAAAUGAGCACCAUCAAAAUGAAGUUAUUAAUUACAUGCGUUUUGCUCGUUCAAAAAGAGGCUUGAGACUCAAAACUGUAGAUUCCUGCUUCCAAGACCUCAAGGAGAGCAGGCUGGUGGAGGAGACCUUCACCAUAGAUGAAGUCUCUGAAGUCCUGAAUGGGUUACAGGCCGUGGUCCACAGCGAGGUGGAGUCUGAGCUCAUCAACACGGCCUACACCAAUGUGCUACUUCUGCGGCAGCUUUUCUCACAGGCUGAGAAGUGGUACCUCAGGCUACAGACAGACAUCUCUGAACUUGAAAACAGAGAAUUAUUGGAACAAGUUGCAGAAUUUGAAAAAGCAGAAAUUACAUCUUCAAAUCAAAAGCCCAUCAGAGAUAACAUAAAACCAAAACUUGCUCCACUUAAUGAAGGUGGAACAGCAGAACUCCUAAACAAGGAAAUUUUAAGACUUCAAGAAGAGAAUGAGAAAUUAAAGUUAAGGCUGAAGACCCUUGAAACACAGGCAACAAAUGCAUUGGAUGAGAAGUCGAAACUAGAAAGAGCACUGCAAGAUUUACAGCUUGAUCAAGGAACUCAAAAGGAUUUUAUAAAGGCCCAAGACUUGAGUGACUUGGAAAACACAGUUGCUGCUUUAAAGAGUGAGUUUCAGAAGGCACUUAAUGACCAGACAGAAAACCAGAAGUGCCUGGAGGAGAAUCUAGCGACGGCCAAGCAUGACCUACUCAGGGUGCAGGAGCAGCUGAGCAUGGCUGAAAAGGAAUUAGAGAAAAAAUUCCAACAAACAGCAGCUUAUCGAAACAUGAAAGAGAUUCUCACCAAGAAGAAUGACCAAAUCAAAGACCUGAGGAAAAGAUUGGCGAAGUAUGAACCUGAAGAUUAAAAGCUGAAGAAGAUUUCGCCUGGAAGCUGCCACAGCAUGAAAGUACAAGCUGUUUCUCACCUCAGGCAUGUAUUUGAAGCAGUUUGUUGUAUUCCCUCUCUUUAUUUUUCUAAUAUUUAGACUUUGCUUCUAAUAUUUAGAGCUAGAGUUCCUAUUUCAGUUACCUAAUUGAGAAGAGAGAAAACCUACUGACUGAUUCUGGCCUGUCAUCCCAAACUCCUCUCUGCUGAGUGCUCCAGAAUCUUAGUUCAAAUGCAGUGAGAAUUCUUUAUAGUAAAGAAGAGGCUUAUCCUUUUGCAUUAGUGUAAAGAGCACGCCUUUUCAAUAAAUGUUAAAGCUAGCAUUGUCUAUACUUGUGCAUUCCCCAGAGUAAAAAUAUAGAAUUAUUAAAGAUAGUUAUUACAAAUAAACCUUAUUUUUUAA
Kogia breviceps (pygmy sperm whale) is the source of this 2438-nucleotide messenger RNA. It is a transcript of the gene LZTFL1, whose product is annotated as leucine zipper transcription factor like 1. Lineage: Eukaryota; Metazoa; Chordata; Mammalia; Artiodactyla; Physeteridae. The record is from RefSeq and is a predicted model, not a curated record. Gene Ontology annotation, biological process: negative regulation of protein localization to cilium. Gene Ontology annotation, cellular component: cytoplasm.